This is a messenger RNA of Entrophospora sp. SA101, 539 nucleotides long. The record is from the annotation of a GenBank genome assembly. NCBI's taxonomy places the organism in Eukaryota, Fungi, Glomeromycota, Glomeromycetes, Entrophosporales, Entrophosporaceae.
GUAAAAAAUAUGAACCACCACAGUUCCUAAAAUUUGACAGGAUAUCUGAUGAAGAUUGUGUUCAUGAGGCCUUGAAUAUAAACAUACUCAGAUUGCUCAAUUUAGCUGGAUGUCAUCAUGAACUGAAAGAGGAAUAUAUUCACCAUAUUACAUUUCCAUCUAUGAUUGGUGAACCAGAAUUUGUAUGUUGCCAGAUAAACAGGAAUAUUAAUCUCUCUCAAAUCCUUUUGGUGAUUGAAGUUAAAACAAGAUGGGUUCUUUCAUCAAACAAUGAGAAUCUUGCUGACAAAUAUACAAGAGGUUUGGGUGUAAUGAUUUCUGAAGAACCAUCUGAUGUGACUAAUAGUGUUGAACAAAUAUAUGAGCAACCUACAUUGUUACAAGCUUUUGAUUAUAUACAGUUUCUUGCACACAAAAAUCCAACUGCUUCAACUCCUCCUUCAACUCCAUCAUUGUCAUCAGACUAUGAUUAUACAGAUUCCAAGGAGGAUACGAAGUUUGAAUCAGAUUCUGAUUAUAAACCAACCAUCAAACAUUAG